Messenger RNA from Trichomonas vaginalis G3, 567 nucleotides. RefSeq lists its product as uncharacterized. The coding region runs from base 1 to 567 and encodes 188 amino acids. The record is from RefSeq and is a predicted model, not a curated record. Lineage: Eukaryota; Parabasalia; Trichomonadida; Trichomonadidae. The transcript has a single exon.
AUGCAAAACACCCAGGUCCUUCAGACCAUAAAUGAAGCACAAGCUUUAAUUUAUGAUUCAUUAGUUAAACCAUAUUCAGCCCGAGUUUUAAAUGAAGAUCAACUUUUGGAAUUCAUCCUUCAACAUAAACUCGAAGCGGGAAAGUAUAUCAAACCUUUAUAUACAGCAUAUUUAAAACAAAUGAAUAGAAUACAUCCAGAAUUAAUGAAGGGGGGAAUGAAUUCCAAAACUUCAUCAUCCAAAAUCAAAGCAGAUAAAAUUAAACCACUUGCAACACCAAAACCUCCAACGACAGUACCGCCUCCUCCUUCAGUUAAUCCUUCAUCAUUCACUUUAUUAUAUCCAUUUCAAACAUUAAAGAAACAAAAAGAUUUUAAAAAGGGUUUCAAGAUAUUAAAUAAACCAAUUGACCCAAAAAUUCAACCGUUAAAGGAAAAAUUUAGUCGCCCUUCAUUUGCACCAUAUCCAUAUUCAUACGAAAUAGAUCAUUUAGAAUAUUCAAAAGGAAAAGUUACUUAUUUAUUUGCCAUUAACAUUAACACUAGAUAUUAUAUUGCAUUCCAGUGA